CUGAAAUGUUACCAGUCAUAAAUGAUAAAUCUUCCACUCCUUGGCUUUGAUUACUCUCCCUAUCUUCAGUUCUUCACACACAGCAUUGAAGAUCGCACCUAAUUAUCGGUUACGUACAAAUAAGUGACCCGAUAUUGUCAAUAGUUUCCCACUUCACUUUAUGAAGAAAUGAUCCAUCUGUUGUCAGAAGAUGGAGACCAUUAUGCAUAUGACACUGUUCCGAUGAAAUAUUUCUCGAGUUUCCGUUGAAACCUUGAAAAUGAUCAUUUCAUUUUCUGGAGAUGCUCUGAGUUUUUUCUCAUUUUCUUUGCUUUUACUUUUUCUCUCUCUCACAGAUCUGUGGGGUGUAUCUUGAAUAUUUAGAAACAGAAUUCACGUCAUUUUCCAAAAAUGAAAAUCCAUAGAAUGCAUUGAAAAUCAAAGACCGUUUUUUUUCUUGACUAUUUUGUUUAUAAAUUUUGUUGGGUUCUUUGAUUUCAGAGUUGUCCGAGUUUUCCUGAAAAGAGGUGGAAUUAAAUUUGACGAGGAAAGAAAAAUAUUGAAAAGAUUUGUGGUGAUUCUCCAAUCGUCAAACAAUAGUAAUCUCUAUUUUAUAGAGGGGUAUAAUAGAGAAAGAAAAUCCCUUCAAUUUCUCUCUUCCUCUCCCAUUUAAUUUUCUCUGUUUUUUCUCAUUCCUUUUGGGAAUCCUCUGUCUAGGGGAGAGAACCAGUGAAAACUCUCUCUCUCUCUGUCUCUCUACCUCUACCUCUACCUCUCUGUCUUUCUCACUCUUCUCUGUUUGAAGAAUCAUCAUGUUGAUUUUUGACAAGGCUUCAAUGUAUACAAACCUUGAAUGCUUUUUGGAUUGUGUAACUCCAGUUGUUCCAUCCCAUUUGCUGCCCAAAAGUGACAUGGAGAAUCUGAAUGGUUUAUGGCAUCCAUGGGAAAGAGAAAACUUAGACUAUUUUACAUUGGGUGAUCUCUGGAAUUGUUAUGAUGAAUGGAGUGCUUAUGGUGCUGGAGUUCCAAUUACUCUUGAUGAUGGCCAAAAUUUAGUGCAGUAUUUUGUGCCUUAUCUCUCUGCAAUCCAAAUCUUCACCAGCAAUUCUUCUGUGAACUGUGUAAGGGAAGAGACUGACACCAUAAGUGAGACAAGGGAUUUCUUUAGUGAUUCAUUGAGUGAUGAGAGUGACAGCGAGAAGCUUUAUAGAUGGGAUGGGUGUUCGUCUGAGGAAGGAUUAUUCGAGCACGAUAACUUUUGGCAUCCCAAUGAUAGAUUGGGUAAUCUUUACUUUCAGUACUUUGAGAGAAAUUCUCCAUAUGAAAGAGUUCCUCUCAUGGACAAGAUCAAUAGCCUAGCUCAAAGAUACCCGGGAUUAUCGUCACUAAGAAGUGUAGAUCUUUCACCUGCUAGCUGGAUGGCUGUCGCUUGGUAUCCGAUCUACCACAUUCCAAUGAGAAGAACCAUUAAAGACUUGCACACAGGCUUUCUCACGUACCACACCAUUUCUUCUUCUUUUCAAGAAAUGGACCUUGAGGAUGACAAGGGGUGGAGUGCUGAAAGUAAAAGAAAGGAAGGAGAAUGCAUCUCUCUCCCUCCAUUUGGUAUGGCCACUUAUAAAAUGCAAGGGGAUGUGUGGGUCUCGAACAAGAAUGGUAGGGAUCAAGAGAGGUUGGUGUCUCUUUUGGGCGUCGCAGAUUCCUGGCUAAAGCAAUUAAGGGUCCAACACCAUGACUUCAACUACUUCAUGGGAUUUGGUUCGGGUAAGACCAGAACCAAAGAUAUUUUCUCAAACCACACAAUAGGGACCAAAUAUUAGUAUUGGGACUUUUGGUUUUCCUUACUUGUGUUGAUAGGAAGCAUGAGAAUUAGCAGCCUUAUGGUGGAAUUAGUGUAUGACUUCUCUUUGUUGAUAUUUUAGCAUUAGUAUCUUACCUGAUUGCUUAACGACACCAUUCUGGUUUUGAGUUUUGCAAGCUAUGGAUGUUUAAUUUACGGGGACGAGAAAUAGAGAGGGAGAGAGACGCCCCUGCGGGGCUUUUGUAAGUUUGAACUAAUUCAUGCCUGUACGUAGAGGAGAGAAAUGCUUGUAGCCUUUGUAAAUCUUUUUGGUACUGUAACAUGCUUGAGUGAGCUAAAAUAUUUUUUUCCUGAGUAUGGUGAAGGUCGAAACUACGUUAUUUAUCUUA
Messenger RNA from Olea europaea var. sylvestris, 2169 nucleotides. RefSeq lists its product as uncharacterized. Bases 792 to 1799 code for a protein of 335 amino acids. Lineage: Eukaryota; Viridiplantae; Streptophyta; Magnoliopsida; Lamiales; Oleaceae. The record is from RefSeq and is a predicted model, not a curated record. The transcript has 6 exons.